Molecule: messenger RNA, 5454 nt
Organism: Anoplopoma fimbria (sablefish)
Lineage: Eukaryota; Metazoa; Chordata; Actinopteri; Perciformes; Anoplopomatidae
Gene: gigyf2
Product: GRB10 interacting GYF protein 2
Exons: 29
Coding region: 3-4238 (1411 amino acids)
Biological process (GO): insulin-like growth factor receptor signaling pathway
Cellular component (GO): membrane; perikaryon; proximal dendrite
Molecular function (GO): protein binding
Source: RefSeq, a predicted model, not a curated record
UUAUGCACCAGUCAGCAGAGCUGUGCAGGCAUACGGGUUUUAUCAGCGGUCAUGUGACCAACACUCAGCCAUCUUGUCGAAAACGAAGAGAGUUAGAGAGAGAGAGAGAGAGAGAGAGAGCCACACAACUCGCAUACAAACCUUGUGCUGUCAGAACAAGUCGAGAACUUCAAGGAAGAAUGGCCGAAACCCAGACACUUAACUUUGGACCAGAAUGGCUCCGUGCCUUGUCUGGAGGUGGUGGUGCCGGUGCCGGUGCCGGUGCUGGUGGAGGUGGAGGUGGAGGAGGUGGCUGCGGGGUCUCCUCUCCACCCCUCUCACCUGCAUUGCCAAAGUAUAAACUUGCAGACUAUCGCUACGGGAGAGAAGAAAUGUUAGCACUUUAUGUAAAGGAUAACAAGAUCCCUAUAGACCUACACGAUAAGGAGUUCCUGCCCAUAUUGCAAGAGGAGCCCUUGCCGCCUCUGGCACUCGUGUCUUUUACAGAGGAGGAACAGAGAAAUUUUUCCAUGUCUGUAAACAGUUCAGCUGUACUUCGGCUGACAGGGCGAGGAGGCGGUCCGAUAGUAGGGGCACCAAGAGGCCGAAGUACCUCAAGGGGUAGAGGCCGGGGAAGAGGAGACGGAGGAUUUUACCAAAGAAGUUUUGAUGAUGUGGAAGGUUUUGGUCGUGGAGCGAGGGAGAUGCAUCGUUCCCAAAGCUGGGAAGAAAGGGGAGAGAGAAGGUUUGAAAAGCCAGGUCGAAAAGACCCAGUAGAAGUUGCCCCAGGACACUUUCCGAUGAAUCACAUCCGAGGCAACUAUGAGGAUGGUGUAACAGGCCUACCGAGGAAGCACGAUUUCACGCGUUCAGAGAGUGAGAACUGGCGUUCUGCUCAGAAUGCAGGGUGGCGGGAACUCCAAGACCAGCGUCGUCGUUUCCCAUUCGAUGCAAGAGAAGACGAGCGUGGCUACAGGAGACCACGGUCAGGAAGCGGCAGCUUGGAUGACGAGAGGGACAGCCUGCCAGAGUGGUGUCUGGAGGAUGCAGACGAGGAGGCCGGCACUUUUGACUCAUCGGGGGCCUUUCUCUCACUUAAGAAAGCCUCCAAGGAGCCAAUCCUGGAGGAGGGAGAGCUGGACUUCAAACCCUUGGAAGAGUGUGAAGAGGGUCUGGAGGAAGACAACUGUCAGUCCAGACAGAUCAAAGAAAUGGAAGCAGAGGCCAAGAGAGAGGCCGAACGAAAAGAGUUCUCGAGAGCAUCAGAGGAGGCCUUACCUGUGGCUCCACCUCUUGCUCCCCCUGUCUCAGAGUCCCAGGUUUCUGCCCACUCUCUGUCACUGAGCCAGCCCAACAGAACAGAACAGUCCGACAGGCCAGUUGAGCGGCAGCCCCCCACGGAGCUCCCACCAGAGCCCCGCAAAGUCCCCAUGCACGUCCCCAUGUCUAACAGCAUGCUCGAGUCCCUACCCAUGAACCACAUGAACCACAUGAACCACAUGAACCACACAACCCUUGCAGAAGUAUCUGCUCCAUCGCCCAGCGUCCAGCUACCGCAAAAGCCUAUGGAGGUUCCUGUGGCAAUGAACAAUCCUUUGCCCUUCCCUUCAAGUAUGAUGGCACCUAUUGGCAGGCCCACUGCUGUGCCACAUGACACGGAUGAAGAUGAAGGACUGAAACACUUUGAGCAGGAGGCAGAAAAGAUGGUAGCAUACCUACAGGAUAGUGUGGUGGAUGAUGACAGACUUACAGCAAAGACUUCAGAGAAGCCCAAACCUGCAGGCCUGGCACUCACCCAUGAGGCUGCUCUCAAGUGGUUCUACAAAGACCCACAAGGGGAGAUCCAGGGUCCAUUCAGUAACCAGGAGAUGGCUGAGUGGUUCCAGGCUGGUUACUUCACAAUGUCUCUCUUAGUCAAAAGAGGCUGCGACGAAGUAUUUCAAGCGCUUGGAGAGAUCAUGAAGAUAUGGGGGAGGGUACCGUUCACCCCAGGCCCUGCACCACCACCUCUACAGGGGGAUGGUGAUCAAGAGAGGUUGAAAAGGCAGCAAGAGCUCACUGCUCUCAACCUUUACCAGCUACAGCAGCUCCAAUAUCAAUACCUCCUCAGGCAGCAGUAUGCUCAGGCCCUGGCCCAGCAGAAAGCUGCAGCUCUUAGCUCAGCUCCUAUUCAACAGCAGCAGCAACACCAACAGCAGAUCAACUUGCUUCUACAGCAAUACCAGGCUCUCAAGCUAAGAGCAUCUGAUAGCCUCCUACCUCCUGUUACCCGGUCCCUGUCUGUACCAGACUCUGGUUCUGUGUGGGAAAUGCAGAACCCGUCCUCUCAGGCUUCCUGCACACCAAACGUACAACAAGCUGCUCCAAACACGUGGGAAAGCAGCAGCGUGUGGGAUUUACCUAUAGACUCCAUGGCACAGGCUCCAACCAUCGAGCAGAUGCAACAGAUAGAGAAGUCAAAGUCUGCAAAGGUGGAGUUGGAGAGGCGUGAGGCAGAAAUGAGAGCCAAAAGGGAGGAAGAGGAGAGGAAACGCCUGGAGGAGGCCUUGAGGGCUCGACAGGAGGAGGAACGAAAACGCCUGGAAGAAGAGGAUCUGGCACGGCAAAAACAGGAGGAAGCAUUAAGAAGGCAGCAAGAGCUAGAAGAGGCACAGCGCAGACAAAAGGAGGAAGAGGAGAGAAUGGCACAAGAGGAAGCUCUCCGUCGAUUAGAGGAGAGGCGGAGGGAAGAGGAAGAGAGAAAUAAACGGGAAGAGUUCCUUCGCAAACAGGAAGAGGAGCGCAGGAAGCAAGAAGAACUUGAAGCAUUGAGGAGGCGAGAGGAGGAGAAGCGAGCAGAGGAGGAGGCAGCAGCUGCUGCAGCGGCAGCUGCUCUGGCCCAACAACUGGAGGAGCAGAAGAGGAGAGAGCAGGAGGUCCAAAGGCAGCAGGAGCUACAGAGACAGAGGCAGCAGCAACAAGAGGCCCUCAGGAGACUUCAACAACAGCAGCAGCAGCAGCAGCAGCUCGCACAAAUGAAGCUACCAUCCUCUUCAAAGUGGGGCCAGCAGUCGGUCAACUCUAUAAACCAGACCCAGAGCGCCCUGUCAAUGGCUGAGAUCCAGAAACUGGAAGAGGAGAGAGAACGACAGACCCGGGAGGAGCAGCGACGUCAGCAGCAAGAGCUCCUGAAACUACAGCAGCAGCAGGCCUUACAACUGGCUCAGCAGCCUCAGGCCAAGCUGUCCGGUUGGGGAAGUGUGGCCAAACAGCCAGCUGCUACCAAAUCUUUGCUGGAGAUUCAAAGGGAAGAAGCCCAGCAGAUGAAACAACGGAAGGAGCAACAGCAGCAGCAGCAGCAGCAGCAGCAGCAGCAGCAGCAACAACAACAACAACAACAACAGCAGCCACAACAGCAGCUGCAGCCGCAGCCGCAGCCACAGCCACAACAGCAGCAACCGCACUCCAUUGUUACCCAACAGACCCGCACUCAAAACAGGACUACGUCGUCUCUGAGUAACUCGGUGUGGGGGUCUGUGAACACCAGCGUGUGCGCUAAUUGGGGCUCCGACUCCAGCAGUAUCUGGGGCGACACCCACAACUCUAACAUGGGCUUCUGGGAUGAGGCGGUGAAAGAAGCUGUUCAGCAACCUCCUCCAACAAAGAAAAGCAGCACGCAGAAGAACAACAAAGGCAAUGCCAACCUCAGUAACUCUGUGAGUGGGCGGGCCAAUAAGAAAGCAGAAGAGGAGGAAAAACUGCUAAAGUUGUUUCAAGGGGUCAAUAAGAGCCAGCAGGACACCUUCAUGCAAUGGUGUGAGCAAACUCUGCACACCCUCAACACGGCCAACAAUCUGGAUGUUCCAACGUUCGCAUCCUUCCUGAAAGAAGUGGACUCUCCAUACGAGGUGCACGACUAUGUCCGGGCCUAUCUGGGGGACACUCCCGAGGCCAAGGACUUUGCCAAGCAGUUCCUGGAACGUCGUGCCAAACAGAACGCUAACCAACAGAAACCGGCACCGCAGAACCAACAGCAGACCCUCAAGCAGCAGCAGCAGCAGCAGGAUUCUGUAUGGGGUGGAACAGGAUCUUCAUCACUCUAUCAGUCCAACCACACUAGUGGCCAGCAGCAGCAGCAGCGCUUUGAGACGGUCACCUCAGGGAAGAAGAAAAAGAAGCAGAAGAUGGUCCGCGCAGACCCCAGCCUUCUAGGUUUCUCUGUGAAUGCGUCAUCUGAGAGAUUGAAUAUGGGAGAGAUUGAGACUUUGGAGGACUUUUAAGGGACUGUGGCCAAGCAACACCACUGACUGUAUCCGAUUUGAACAGCAGCUGUUUUACCUGAACCCCCCCUGUGGCGGCCCCCCAAACUGCUUCCACAACUUUCGACUUUAUUUUCAGUUCCACAUUUAUCAGACAUACUCUGGUAAUCUCUCAUAAAUUUCUAAAUUAGGAACAAACUGUGAUCUCUGAGGCAGGGUGUGUUUUCUUUUUGCUUACGGACCUUUAUUCUGAUGAAGACCCUCAGGAGAAGUGGACUGGAGCAAACUGGCCAGUGAAACAUCCGACCAGCCAAUAGAGAGCAAUCACCAAAUUAACUCAAGUUUCUGGAGAGGUCUGCAGAGGUGUCGAUGUCUGCUGGGCAUCAGCUGCUUGGCCAUGACUCGUGUCCUGAAAUUCAGUGACAACAAAUCAUUCAAAUUUGGCCCUCUAUUCUAUGGGAUGUUUUAAGUGUGGAUAUACGGGUGGGGUGGUUGGAGUAUUAUGGGAAAAGGUUAGAGAUUAUAUCCAUUGUUUUUGUUUUAUUUAUUGAAAGUUUUCCCCCAAUGCUAUGUUCACACUACGAGCAACCAAAACGGCUACAAUGUGGUCGAGUCUUUUAAGUUUUCUCAGGUGCUUGUUGACGUAGUUAUGUCCUUAAACAGCACUGGGAACUGGCUAAUGGCAUUUAUUGUUGUCGUUGGAACAGAACAGGGUGAAACAAAACCAUAUGAUUGGUUGACGCUUAACCAAGUCAUCGGAGCGCCAAAAAAAUGUUCAGACCAACUCCCCCUUGAUACGUAGUGUGUCGGGCAUCAGUUUGUAGCUUCAUGUCACCGGCUUCCGUUGAAAAUGGUAGAAUGUUGCUGUGAUGCUCGUAGUGUGAACGCAGCAAUACACUUAAACCCCCCCAUUCCUCUUCCGUUUACUGCUGGGUGUUCAUGGAUAAUGGCGGCAAAGUAGAGCCCAAGGAUUCGUGGCCACUUAUGUCCUGUUUUAAGGACAUAUCAAAAGUUCCAAGUAGUUAUCUAUUUCUUGUAAAAUAUUAGGCUGUUUAAAGAAUAAACUUUCAAUUCUGCAUCUGUAUUAUAAUAUAUGAAAAUGAUCUGAUGGAGUCAUACUUUUUUUAUUGCAGUAUGAAAUAAUAAAACAGUCUGGUGUGUCGGCUGUUCACACCUGUGUCUGAACUAUUAAGACAAACUACAAAUAUGCAUACGUCAUUUGAUUCACAAGCAUUCA